Molecule: messenger RNA, 2043 nt
Organism: Xenopus laevis (African clawed frog)
Lineage: Eukaryota; Metazoa; Chordata; Amphibia; Anura; Pipidae
Product: serine/threonine-protein kinase PAK 5-like
Exons: 19
Coding region: 1-1542 (513 amino acids)
Source: RefSeq, a predicted model, not a curated record
AUGCCCAGGACAUAUCUGCAAAUCCUGGAGCCAACAGGACAGGACAGCUACGGGAUGAAUUAUACCGGUUGGCACCGUAAAGAACAACUGGAUGUGUCCGUGACCAUCGUAAAGGACAUAGAGAAGAGAAAAGACAUCCUUCAAGAAGUGGAAGUCCUUGAACUUAUCAGAGGCCACGAAAAUGUCAUUGGCUACUAUGGGGCUUAUUACCAACGUGCCUCUGUAAAGAAGCCCCACUAUGAAGGACUGUGGAUUUCUAUGGAGCGUUGGAAUGGUGUAGCGGUGGAAGAUCUCAUCUACACCAGUGAGCAGUACUCCUUGCAUGAAAGCUGGAUAGCGUACAUCUGCAAGGAGGUAUUAAAGGGCCUGUGUCAUCUGGAAAACAAAAAGGUCAUCCAUCACGACCUGCGGCCCCAGAACAUUAUCCUGACAACAUCGGCAGAUGUAAAGAUCAGUGAUUUCAGCUCCGCCACCAUCGGGGAAAUGAGUCACAGUACGUCUGGGCGGAUUCCAUACCUGGCGCCAGAAGUACUGGCCAAUUUUGGCAAGAAGACCAUAUGGUAUAACUCUAAGGCUGACAUAUGGUCCUUGGGAAUAUCAGCACUUCAAAUGGCGGAAGGCUAUUAUCGAGCGACAAUUUCCAUUCAUUCGUCGGCCAUUGCCUCCAGAAAGAUCCAGCUUGGAGGCCGUCUGCUGGAAAGCUCUUAUCACACCCCUUCAUUUGAACCAUCAGAAACCCCUGACGAUACCAACUGCCAGGAAAAACAAAAGCAAGAGCUGGAUCUGGGCAUGAACAACUGCCAGGAGAAUCAGCUUGAAGUAAAGUUCCCGACGCCCAGGACAUAUCUGCAAAUCCUGGAGCCAACAGGACAGGACAGCUACGGGAUGAAUUAUACCGGUUGGCACCGUAAAGAACAACUGGAUGUGUCCGUGACCAUCGUAAAGGACAUAGAGAAGAGAAAAGACAUCCUUCAAGAAGUGGAAGUCCUUGAACUUAUCAGAGGCCACGAAAAUGUCAUUGGCUACUAUGGGGCUUAUUACCAACGUGCCUCUGUAAAGAAGCCCCACUAUGAAGGACUGUGGAUUUCUAUGGAGCGUUGGAAUGGUGUAGCGGUGGAAGAUCUAAUCUACACCAGUGAGCAGUACUCCUUGCAUGAAAGCUGGAUAGCGUACAUCUGCAAGGAGGUAUUAAAGGGCCUGUGUCAUCUGGAAAACAAAAAGGUCAUCCAUCAUGACCUGCGGCCCCAGAACAUUAUCCUGACAACAUCGGCAGAUGUAAAGAUCAGUGAUUUCAGCUCUGCCACCAUCGGGGAAAUGAGUCACAGUACGUCUGGGCGGAUUCCAUACCUGGCGCCAGAAGUAUUGGCCAAUUUUGGCAAGAAGACCAUAUGGUAUAACUCUAAGGCUGACAUAUGGUCCUUGGGAAUAUCAGCACUUCAAAUGGCGGAAGGCUAUUACCCAUUCAGCAGAUUUCCCCAGCAAAAACUCAUGAAACGCAUCAUGCACGGACCUGCGCCAGUAUUAUUGUGGGACAAAUGGUGAGUCAUUUCAACUGAAACAGGAAAAGAGGGAGAGGUAGAGAGGGUGGGGAAAUAAAGGGGAGAUGAUGGGGAAAUGAAAAGGUAAUGAGGGGAGGGGGUGGGAAUAUUAAAUGUGGGGAAACAAGCAAGGGAUUAGCUUUGGUGAGGGGUAUAUUAAGGUAUUCAGGGCACAUGGUUGUUUAUUUAACAUAAACAAUUUUAAUUUUGGCUUCUGUUUCUUUUUUCCAGGAGCGACAAUUUCCAUUCAUUCGUCGGCCAAUGCCUCCAGAAAGAUCCAGCUUGGAGGCCGUCUGCUGGAAAGCUCUUAUCACACCCCUUCAUUUGUAAGAUCUUUAAUGAAAGGGGUGUGAAGAGCAAUAUCAAAUGGCACCUGCAGUGAGAAGACUGAAGCACUGAAGUUCCAGAACAUCAUAGCAGCCAUCGGGGGAGGGACGGGGGCACAACUGCAGGGCCCUUAUGUCAUCUUUGGGCCCCGCAGACUUGGGGCAUGUUUACUAACAUU